AGCACCUCUGUCCUUUAUGUUUUCUUACGUUUUGUUAAAGUAGAGGAAAAGGACAUUUCUCGUGAUCUGACGGAUUUUGUGCGUUAAUAUGAAUGGAAAUCUCGACGUCAUGCUGGUACGAACCGUCUUUAGAUUUUCACAUCAGCUGAAAGCGCAUGGGUCAACAUUCACCGAGGACCUCAGUUCAUUCUUCCCUAAUUUGUCAAGUUGCGCCUCCGUCUGCCUGACUUGUGCAUCUUUUAACACGAAUCUACAUGAUUAUUUUGGAUCAUUCCAGUGAAGCGAUGAUGAACGGGAAAGGAAAGGUCAUCUUCCAGCGGGCCUCCGGAACCACUGUCACAUGACACGAGAUGCCAGAGUUUUGCUAAAACCCCAGGAAGGACCCACAUAACUGAUGAAAUUUGUCCUGAAAAUGCAGAUAACGAACAACAACACGGCAGUCCUACGCCGUCGCGGAAUUACUCGCAACAAAGUCGUAAUGCAUUCGAACAUAAUAACACAGCAAAAACCUUAUAAUCCCAGGUACAUUGGAUCAGUAACUGACAAGGAACAACUUACACUGUGCUGCCUCAAAGAAAUGGGAUACAGGAUGAGGUACAGAGGACGUUAAAAACAGGAUCGUGCACAGGACAAAUUAGCGAUUUCUACGUUUUACAACAUCCUCAUUCAAGCUACCAACUCGUCAGCUUUCAUUCCUUAAAACUGCUGGAGAUGUAACUCGAAGAAACCACUCUGAGUCUAACUGUAUGAAUAAAUUGCAUCUUUCCUUGGAUGGCAGAACUCAAGCAAAACCCCAAAGAAGAUUCCCAGUCUUUUGAAGGAGGCGGUGAAGGCUGAAUAUUAGUGGAUACUGAUACAACCAACCGCCCCUCUCUGAAUCCCAAAGGCUUUAUAUUCCAACAAGCACAAUAUGAGGUUUAGCUACUCAGAAAGUAUGGGGACGGUAGCUGAUGACAUCAGACAACUAUUAAAAGACUGUGAGUUGUUUGUCUUUGAGAUACUUCAGGAUGAGAACCUUGGUGACGCAGCUCAUGAAUCAAGAGAAAUACUCUUACAAAAUUUUUAUGUCAUCCAAAAGAGACAUCCACAAGAAUUUCCCCACAGAUUUGAAUCCAGUCAUGAGGAUAGUUCAGAUGACAACCAAAGCUCCAGUCUGGGACGCUCGGCCCCCUCAGAUGAUAUGUCAAUGGCCUCUGACUACCAGGAGGAAGGCGCCCCAGAGCUUUUUGAAGAGAUCCCUAUGGUGGCUGCACAGGACCUCAGUAACAUUCUAAAGCAAGGUUACCUGGAGAAGAAAAGACGGGAUCAUAGUUUCUUCAGCAUGGAAUGGCAAAAGAGAUGGUGUGUUCUGAAUAACACCAUAUUUUAUUAUUUCGGGACUGAGAAAGACAAGCAGCAGAAGGGCUCAUUUUAUAUCAAUGGCUACAGUGCAGAGCUGGUCCCCAGCUUACGCAAAGACUCCAAGAAGAAUUCAUCCUUCGAGAUGAGUGCUCCUGGAAGACGUUCUUACCAGUUUACGGCCAGCAGUCCCCGUGAGGCUAGGGAAUGGGUGGACCAGAUCAAUUUUGUUCUUAAGGAUCUGAGCUCUGACUUCAUCCCCUUUGAUGAUGAUGAGGCAGUGGAAGAAGAGGAAGAAACAUAUGAUGACAUCGAACAAGCUACCACAACACCACCACCACGUCCUGGGACAGCGCCUACACCUGUUCCAACACUGUGUCUAGGACAACCCCCCCAUAGCACUUGUGAGGAAUGUAAGGAGCAAGCAGGGACUCAAGAAGAAGAAGAAGAGGAUGAAGAGGACAUUUAUGAGGUGCUUCCAGAUGAUGAAAAUUCUGACCAUACUGAAGAGGGAAGUGAAAAAUCUGGUUCUUCAGAUUAUGCUAAUUAUUACCAAGGCUUGUGGGACUGUGAAGCAGAUGGACCAGAUGAGUUGGCCUUCCAAAGAGGAGACAUUAUUUACAUCCUCAGCAAGGAAUAUAACAUCCAUGGAUGGUGGGUCGGGGAGCUGGAUGGUGCUGUUGGCAUAGUCCCAAAGGAAUUUUUACAUCCUGCCUAUAUUCUAUAAGAUCUGCUUUUUCUGAAGAUUUAUAACAUUUCCAGCGUUCAAGUCAUCUUCCAAGGUUUUGGAAUCAAUUUUCCCCCCAGCUGAUCUAAAGUUUGUCAUUCAAGACUUCAAUGGAUAAAUGCCAAUGAGAAGAUUGGAGAACCAAUUUAUCAGUGGUCUGAUACUCAUGCUUUGAGGGGAAAAAAAAAAUCAUUAACCAACAGGGUGUAUAAGAAAACAGGGUGCAUAAGAAAACAGGGUGCAUAAGAAAAAA
Messenger RNA from Xyrauchen texanus (razorback sucker), 2318 nucleotides. RefSeq names its product src kinase-associated phosphoprotein 1-like. The transcript has 16 exons. Gene Ontology annotation, molecular function: protein binding. NCBI's taxonomy places the organism in Eukaryota, Metazoa, Chordata, Actinopteri, Cypriniformes, Catostomidae. The record is from RefSeq and is a predicted model, not a curated record. Gene Ontology annotation, cellular component: plasma membrane; cytoplasm. Bases 911 to 2065 code for a protein of 384 amino acids.